Anopheles cruzii is the source of this 3348-nucleotide messenger RNA. It is a transcript of the gene eIF5, whose product is annotated as eukaryotic translation initiation factor 5. NCBI's taxonomy places the organism in Eukaryota, Metazoa, Arthropoda, Insecta, Diptera, Culicidae. Gene Ontology annotation, biological process: translational initiation; formation of cytoplasmic translation initiation complex; formation of translation preinitiation complex. The coding region runs from base 1365 to 2756 and encodes 463 amino acids. The transcript has 7 exons. Gene Ontology annotation, cellular component: cytosol. The record is from RefSeq and is a predicted model, not a curated record. Gene Ontology annotation, molecular function: eukaryotic initiation factor eIF2 binding; translation initiation factor activity; GDP-dissociation inhibitor activity.
GAAACAUGCGUUUUCUCACGUUCUUGCCAUUUUUUCAUCACUUCUCUUCAUCCAACUGUGAACGAAGUUGUGUGAAAAUCCUUUGCUCCGCAGAAUUCGUGCUUGUUCCUGCCACAUUUUACAUACCGCGUCUACCGUUCGUAGUGUGAGGUCUAGAUAAUUGAAGACGUUGAAUUGCCCCCAAAACAGCUCCAUCAGCACCGGAUCAACCGUCGAGACGUUAGCUGCUGCUGGUGUAGCCCUAACGUGUUAGCCUGCACAGUCGGAAGUAGUACAGUUGUGCCAAUUGAUUACCAACAGAAAGGAUCGCCUGGAGCGGCGGCUAGCGUUUUAUAUGAAUUUAGAAAACGUACAAGAAACAUCAGCACUCAAAGGAGCACCGCUAUCUCCCAUAUUACGGAGUUUCAGUGGUACGACGUGCAUGAUUUCGCAUAGUAGUAAAAGUCUUAGGACUUCCAAAUAUUCUAGCAAUAGACAUCGAAAAUUACAGCCGUUCAGAGAAACGUGAAAUUGCCCCUCGAAAAUAGGAUUCUACCAAUUUUAUUUAAAUCAAGAAUAAGCAUCAACCUUAACUAGUUUACUACCGCCGGUACUGUGAAUUGCAUACAUUACGUACAUAUUAUUAAUCGUACGCUAUAAGCGUCGCCCGCCCCCGGCAAGUUGGAAGCCAAGGAAGUAGGAGCCGUGGAAUAAGACGUGGCAAGGUAUAAAAGAUCAGCGUGUGAGGUGUUUGGGAUCGACUGGCAAGGAACGGAAGCAGGCUUUGUGUGUCUGCCAGACGGUGGCCAACGGGUUAAUUUUUGUUCUCGGUCAAGAGAUAAGAGCGAUCUGUUAUCGACCCACGCCAACACCGUACCACAAAUGCUGUUGCUAUCGACCAGUCUACGAGUCGCGAACGCCGAAAUCGUUUUUUCCCAAUACAUCCGUCCGGGUGGUAGAAGAAGUGCCGCCGCAGCUAGUCGCCCAGCGCCGUACAACGACGACGAACCGACCCAAAUGCAUUUGUCUCGUGUGCAGCAGCAGUGCCGCUGGUUUCGCUAAUCGAAAGCAAGCCCAAUGCUGUGUCCUUCCGCCGGCAUUUAGUGCAGCUGACCGUUGAACCUCUGCAAGCCGACCGUUGAAAAUUUGCCUCAAAGCUGGCCGAUUCGGAUUGGUAAAUGCGCUAAAACGACGACGACGAUCCCUUUACUCUGUCCGGUACGUGGUGAGUGGAAGAUACAAACGGAACGUCCUUUUGUUGUGCUUUUCGGAACACCGUUAAGCGUGAAGCAGCAAGGAAUCGGAUCUUUUUCUCGCGACCUUUGCCGGUAAAUUUUUGCUGUGCUCGUAGAAAUCGCUGAGAGCUUCAGUGUCCGGUCAGCAACAUGGCUACCGUUAACGUGAAUCGUAAUGUCACCGACAUCUUCUACCGUUACAAGAUGCCCCGCAUCAACGCAAAGGUAGAAGGUAAGGGCAAUGGCAUCAAGACGGUCAUCGUCAACAUGGCGGAAGUGGCCCGAGCCAUCGGUCGCCCGGCAACCUAUCCGACCAAGUACUUCGGUUGCGAGCUGGGAGCCCAGACGCAGUUUGACUACAAGAACGAACGAUUCAUUGUGAAUGGUUCGCACGAUGCGACGAAGCUGCAGGACCUGCUGGAUGGUUUCAUUCGCAAGUUCGUCCUGUGCCCGGAGUGUGACAAUCCCGAAACCGAUCUGAUCGUGUCGUCAAAGAAGGGAACCAUUGCUCAGGGCUGCAAGGCGUGCGGUUUCCACGGCCCGCUCGAGGUGAACCACAAGGUGAACACGUUCAUAAUCAAGAAUCCGCCGAACGUGAACCCGGCCAGCCAGGGCGCGUCGCUCACCGAGGGCAAACGCAGCAAGCGUGCGAAGAAGGUGGGCGAAAACGGGGAAGAGUCUGCCGGCAAUCUGAACACGACCAAUGGUGGCGCAGAUGAGGCGAACGGUGACGAAUCACCGAACGAAUCGAUGUCGACCUCGGCGAUUACGGCGACUGUGAAAACCCACGAGGAAGAAGACGUCAGCUGGACGGUGGACACGUCGGAAGAAGCGGUACGGGCCCGGAUGCAGGAUCUGACUGAUGGCGCAAAGAACAUGACCGUGUCGGAUGAUUUUGACAAGACGGAAAAGGAACGGAUGGACAUCUUCUACGUGCUGGUGAAGCGCAAGCGAGACGCUGGCGAGUUGGACAACGUGCAGGUACACAAGGAGCUGGUGACCGAGGCGAGUCGGUUGGACAUUCAGUCAAAGGCCACGCUGGUGCUGGCGGAGUUGCUGUUUUCGGCCAAUAUCAUCCAGGAGGUGCGCAAGUACCGCAACCUUUUGCUGCGCUUCACUCACGAGGACAAAAAGGCACAGAAGUACUUUAUCGGCGGUUUGGAGCAGAUCAUCUCGCUGCACGCCGAAGAGCUGAUGCCGAAGGUGCCCGGCAUUCUGAAGCUGUUCUACGACAGUGACGUCCUGGACGAGAAAGUGAUCCUGGACUGGUCGCAGAAAGUGAGCAAGAAGUACGUGUCGAAGGAGAUUGCUGGCCAGAUUCACGAGCGUGCCAAGCCCUUCAUCCAAUGGCUGCAGGAAGCGGAGGAAGAGGAAUCGUCCGAGGAUGAGAACGAUUCGGAUGUGGAGAUCGAGUACGACGACCGCGCUAAGGUUGACUCGUUGCGCAAGGGGCCGGCAAAGCCGGACCCGAAGAAGGCGGCCGCUGCCGCCGUGCAGCAUGACGACGAGGACGGUGAUGAUCUUAACAUUGACGAUAUCUAAGAAGCGCACACCAUUCGUCUCGUUUUUACACGGCCCAUCGUUCGCCUUUUCGUCUUUUGUCCCCGGCACACCAUGUCACUCGAGCAGGCACAAUUUAAGUGUUGUCACUGCUCCGUUAACCCCGAACAAUACCGUUCGGGCGAGGGGAGCAUCUUGCCCUAGAUUGGUCGACAUUUGGCAAAUUCCAUUGUUUUGUUUUUUCCUUUGCAAAACAACAAAAUUGAUUUUUUUCAACAAUCCGCAUCCAUUGCGCACCGUAUACUACACAGCUUCUGUAUUGUGCUUAUAUAUCAACCAUUUUGCACGCACCCCCCACACGGUUUGAAUUUUGUUUACUCCCAGUAUCAUCUGCAUUAAACUAAAACCCCUAGAACGGUUCACAUUGGCAAGAAAAAAGGGCAAAUUUAGCUUUCUUCGCAUCAAAACGUUUUCGAAGAACAUCCACACGGAGGUUCUGUGGCUGGUGGCCAGUCUAAGUGCGGCUUACAUCGCCGCACCCUACCGGGCAAUACCUUUUGUUCUGCAUCGUCUUCUACUUCCUAUGUUAGAUACAAUAAUAAACCAAUAAGCAAGAAAAACCAAUAAACAUUAU